ACCCAGCCACAGCCCGCCAGCAAACAUACGCCACACAUCUUAGCGCCACAAUUCGAGCUCCCGCCCGCAUCAUCGUAGGCAGGCGUUCUGACGAAGCUCCACUGCCUCAGCUCGUCCUCGCAGCAAUCGACCUCCCGACAUUCAACUUCCUACAUUCAUCGUCAAUACUGCACCACGAUAUCAGCGUGACACAAGCAGAACUUGACAUCACCGGUCGAAAUCAACGAAACGACCACUAGAAUCGCCCAUCAUGGCCUCCGGAUACGACAGAGCUCUGUCGGUCUUCAGUCCCGACGGUCACGUCUUUCAAGUCGAGUAUGCUGGCGAAGCCGUGAAGAGGGGAACGUGCGCCGUCGGCGUCAAGGGAAAGGAUGCCGUCGUCCUCGGCUGCGAGAAGCGCUCGGCCAUGAAGCUCCAAGACACCCGCAUCACACCUUCCAAGAUCCAACUUCUCGACAACCACGUCGCGCUCGCCUUUGCGGGCCUGAACGCUGAUGCCCGAAUCCUCGUCGACAAGGCCCGCUUAGAGGCCCAGUCACACCGUCUCUCGGUGGAAGACCCCGUUACGAUCGAUUACAUCACAAAGUACGUUGCUGGAGUGCAGCAACGAUAUACGCAGGCUGGCGGUGUCCGGCCCUUCGGCAUCAGCACACUAGUUGUUGGCUUCGACAAGAACAGCAAAAUCCCCAGACUGUACCAGACGGAGCCGUCGGGCAUCUACUCGGCAUGGAAAGCCAACGCUAUCGGCCGUUCCAGCAAGACUGUCCGCGAGUUCCUGGAGCGCAACUACAAGGACGACAUGGAGACCGAGGCUACGAUCCGCCUCGCCAUCAAGUCGCUACUAGAGGUGGUCCAGACGGGCGCCAAGAACAUUGAGAUUGCGCUCAUGCUACCCGGAGAGGAGAUUGAAAUGUUGCCAACGGACGAAAUCGAGGAGUACGUCAAGGAGAUUGAGCAAGAGAAGCAGGAAGAGGCUGCCAAGAAGAAGACCGGCCGGGCGGGAGCUGGCAGCGCAGCGCUGCCCACGCGCGGGCAGGACGACGCGGCCGCGUAAUAGGGCAAUAGACGAAAAGUCAUGAUAGACAA
Emericellopsis atlantica is the source of this 1086-nucleotide messenger RNA. RefSeq names its product proteasome A-type and B-type. Gene Ontology annotation, biological process: ubiquitin-dependent protein catabolic process. Gene Ontology annotation, cellular component: proteasome core complex, alpha-subunit complex; nucleus; proteasome core complex. The coding region runs from base 251 to 1054 and encodes 267 amino acids. The record is from RefSeq and is a predicted model, not a curated record. The transcript is spliced from 5 exons. Lineage: Eukaryota; Fungi; Ascomycota; Sordariomycetes; Hypocreales; Bionectriaceae.